Messenger RNA from Andrographis paniculata, 1030 nucleotides. Its product is annotated as alpha carbonic anhydrase 7-like. The record is from RefSeq and is a predicted model, not a curated record. The transcript is spliced from 7 exons. Bases 102 to 926 code for a protein of 274 amino acids. NCBI's taxonomy places the organism in Eukaryota, Viridiplantae, Streptophyta, Magnoliopsida, Lamiales, Acanthaceae. Gene Ontology annotation, molecular function: zinc ion binding; carbonate dehydratase activity.
CAACUCACAUAUCAUAUCAAUUGAUAUUUAGCAGAAAACGAGGUUGUAGUUCUUGCUAAAUAACAAGUAUAACAAAUAUUUCAUCCAUCGAUCGAUCAAACAUGAACAAGAUUCAUCGUAUUGUCACACUAUUGCACUACUCUUUCUUCUUCGCCAUCCUUCUUUCUUCCUUAAUCUCGGCUCAAGAAGUUGAGGAUGAGAAAGAGUUUAGCUACGAUGAAAAUAGUGAGAUCGGUCCUGCGCAUUGGGGAGAAAUCCACGAAGAAUGGAAAAAAUGCAAUAUAGGAAAAAUGCAAUCGCCGAUCGAUAUGACCAACGAGAGGGUUCAAAUAGUGUCGCAUUUGGGAAGACUUAAAAGGUUUUACAAGCCGGCAAAUGCUACCCUAAUCAACCGAGGACAUGAUAUGAUGAUAAGAUGGGGAAAUGGAGCUGGGCAUAUUGAGAUCAAUGGAAGCCUUUAUCAACUUAGACAGUGCCAUUGGCACACACCUUCUGAACACACCAUCAAUGGCAGAAGGUUUGAUAUGGAAGUUCAUCUCGUCCAUCAAACUAAUGACAAUCGAACGGCUGUGAUUGGCAUCAUGUAUAAAAUUGGACGGCCCGAUUCCUUCCUUUCCAUGAUGAAACACAAUUUAAAGGCAAUUGCCGACACUCGUGAUGUCGAAAAGACCAUUGGAAUUAUCGAUCCAAGACUCAUAAAAUUUGGAAGUCGCAAGUAUUAUAGGUAUAUUGGAUCAUUGACGACCCCUCCUUGCACACAAGAUAUUAUAUGGACGAUUGUGAAAAAGAUAAGAACAGUUACAAGAGAACAAGUAGUUACGAUUCGCGACGCUGUUCAUGAUGAAUCCGAAAGGAAUGCAAGACCUGUUCAAUCGAUACAUGAUCGCCAUGUGAAUCUUUAUAGGCCAAGGGAUAUCGAAAAUUAAAAUUCAUUCGCAAACUAUAUGUUUUUUAGUGUGUAUGAAUAAGACCAUGUCUCAUUUAUUUAUAGGUUAGAAAUACGAACAAAUGAGAUCAUAAUAUUUGUUGU